Eufriesea mexicana is the source of this 572-nucleotide messenger RNA. RefSeq names its product 7,8-dihydro-8-oxoguanine triphosphatase. Gene Ontology annotation, biological process: DNA protection. Gene Ontology annotation, cellular component: cytoplasm. The record is from RefSeq and is a predicted model, not a curated record. NCBI's taxonomy places the organism in Eukaryota, Metazoa, Arthropoda, Insecta, Hymenoptera, Apidae. Bases 1 to 492 code for a protein of 163 amino acids. Gene Ontology annotation, molecular function: 8-oxo-7,8-dihydroguanosine triphosphate pyrophosphatase activity. The transcript is spliced from 3 exons.
AUGUCUAUGAGAAAAAUUUUUUCAUUAGUCUUUGUCAGAAAAGAAACAGAAAUUUUAUUGGGUUUAAAAAAACGAGGUUUUGGGAAAGAUAAAUGGAAUGGUUUUGGUGGUAAAAUAGAACCAGGAGAAUCAAUUUUUCAAGGUGCUGUACGUGAAUUGAAAGAGGAAUGUGGUUUAUCUGCACAAGAAUUAAAAAAAAUUGGUAUUUUGGAAUUUCAAUUUAUAAGAAAUGAAAUUCUAUUAGAAGUUCAUGUCUUUGAAACAUAUAAGUAUUAUGGACAAAUAAUGGAAUCUGACGAAAUGCAGCCAAAAUGGUAUAAUUUAAAAGAUAUUCCUUUCAAACAAAUGUGGCCGGAUGAUGAAUAUUGGUUCCCUUACAUGUUACGAGGAGAAUUAUUCAAGGGAUAUUUUUUGUACCAAGGUCAAGACUUAAUUCUUAAGUAUAACAUUGAAACUAUGGAAGAACUACCAACUUUAGAUCAUAUCGCUUAGUACACACACUUCACUCACAAUUUCCACAUAUUCCUUUACAUGUUAAGAAUUUUAAUUAUUAUUAAAAAAUUCACUUUCAC